CGCGACGGUUGUAUUUAUUUACAUAACACAGAAAAAAAAAUGCAAAAAUUUUACAAAUACAUUGUGUUUUUUUUACAAAUUUUCAAAGUGAAUAGUAUAGAGUUUUUCAGAACCCCAAAGGUGCCCCGUUUGGAACACGAAUGGUGGGGACCCACGCAUUUGAAGUACAAUAAUGAUACAAGUAUCAGACCUUUUCAAAUUCACUUUUCUGAAGAGAUGAUCUUAGACUUAAGGUAUCGUCUGAAGAACACAAGGUCGUGCACUCCACCUCUGAAAGGCGUCAAUUUCGAGUAUGGUUUCAACACGGACCACUUGCAAGGAUGGCUGGACUAUUGGGCAGACCACUAUCCCUUCCAGCAGCAAGAGUUAUACCUCAACCAAUUCCCUCAGUUCAAGACCAACAUCCAAGGACUUGACAUACACUUCCUCUGGGUAAAACCUGAUGUACCAUUUACAGUGGAAACGGUACCACUACUUCUAAUGCAUGGCUGGCCGGGUUCCGUGAGGGAGUUCUACGAGACCCUGCCGAUGUUGACAGCUAUAUCACCUGACAGAGACUUCGCUGUUGAAGUCAUAGCUCCUAGUUUGCCUGGAUUCGGAUUCUCUGACCCUGCUGUUCGUCCUGGACUGGGUACUUCAGAGAUGGCCGUGGUCCUGAGGAAUCUAAUGCACAGGCUGGGCUUCAAGAAAUUCUAUGUGCAAGGCGGAGAUUGGGGAGCCGUGAUUGGUCAAGAUAUGGCGACCAUUUUUCCGAAGGAGGUUCUUGGAUACCACACGAACCUUGCGGUAACCCUCGCACCUACAUCAAUAGUACUAUGGGUGCUUGGUUCCGUGUUCCCCCCACUGGUGGUAGACCCAGAUCUUGCUGACAGAAUGUAUCCAAUCCUGGAGCAUGUCUACUGGCUCGUCAGGGAGACUGGAUAUUUCCAUCUGCAAGCCACCAAACCUGAUACUUUAGGUGUAGCGAUGGCGGAUUCCCCUUCUGGUCUUUUAGCUUACAUCUUCCAGCUGUUUUCAACGGGCAGCAGAAGAAGGUAUUACAACAGGAACGACGGUGGUUUCAGUGAGUUGUUCACUCGGGAAGAAUUGAUCGACAAUCUGAUGAUUUACUGGAUGACCAACAGCUUCACGACCUCUGCCAGAAUAUAUGCCGAGUUUGCAAAUCUGAGGACUUUGAGAAUGGGGAUAUUUGCGAUACCCACACCAGUACCAACUUGGGCUAUUCAGGCUAAAGACGAAAUUAUAUACCAGUCUCCAACACUGCUAAGACAAAAGUUCCCGAACCUAGUGAAUACCACAGUUCUCAAUACCGGAGGACAUUUCUUGGCGUUCGAGUUGCCUCGAGUUUUCGCAAACGAUGUCUUGAACGCUAUCUCUGCGUUCAGAAGUUGGCACUACCAUAACAAGCUUAACAAAAAUAAAUAUGGACUUUCAUGAUUAAGGUUUUUUUUUACUAUGUUAUGUUAUUGUUUUAUUACGUGUCUAGUGUAC
Molecule: messenger RNA, 1491 nt
Organism: Spodoptera exigua (beet armyworm)
Lineage: Eukaryota; Metazoa; Arthropoda; Insecta; Lepidoptera; Noctuidae
Source: the annotation of a GenBank genome assembly